Cheilinus undulatus (humphead wrasse) is the source of this 1465-nucleotide messenger RNA. It is a transcript of the gene atpaf1, whose product is annotated as ATP synthase mitochondrial F1 complex assembly factor 1. Gene Ontology annotation, biological process: mitochondrial proton-transporting ATP synthase complex assembly. Lineage: Eukaryota; Metazoa; Chordata; Actinopteri; Labriformes; Labridae. The record is from RefSeq and is a predicted model, not a curated record. The coding region runs from base 3 to 941 and encodes 312 amino acids. Gene Ontology annotation, cellular component: mitochondrion. The transcript is spliced from 9 exons.
AGAUGCUGGACGGCAGCGAUGGAAAGAUGGCGGCGGCCAUGGUACAAAUGUCAUGUUUGUACCGGGGGAUGUUGGCGGUCAGGGCUACCGGCAUCAGGCCGCUGAUCCCCGGGCUGGUCCCGGCUCAGUUUCGGGCUUUCUCAGUGAAGAAGACGGAUCCGGGUCUGGAGGAGAACCCGUACUACAGCAAAUACCAGGACAAGAUCCAGAAACUGCGCAGUGCCAAACCACAGGAGUACAAGGCUCGGCUGGAGAAACGGCACGAGACGAAGAGUGAAGUGCUGGGACAUUCGAAGCAGGCAGAGUUCGUCAGGCUCAUGGAGAAGGAGUUGGAGGAGAGGGACAAGAAGGCUGCCAGUGACGGAGCAUCAGGAGGCUUCACAAAAAACAAGACUCUGGGCUCCAUCCUCAACCUGGAGAUGAUCAAGGACAAAACAGGAGAGGAAAUUUCAGAGCUUUGGAUGAAAUAUUACUCAACUAAGGACACAAUCAGCGCUGCAAUCCCAGCACAGAUCUAUGAUGUGAUUUUCAACAGAUCGAGGUCAUGUCAGAUGUUCCUGUACGCUCUGCCUCAGAAGGAAGGUUAUGAGUUCUUUGUAGGCCAGUGGUCCGGACACGAGCUUCACUUCACCUCCCUCAUCAAUGUCCAGAUGCUCGGUGAGAACGCUCCCAGUCAGCUGAUCCUUUACCAUUAUCCAGAGCUGAAGGAGAAGAAGGGCGUCGUCCUCAUGACAGCCGAGAUGGACCCAAAGUUUAUCACCGUCCACCAGGCUCAGUGUCUGGCCAAUCAGGUGCAGCUGUUCUACGGCACGCAGAGGCAGGAGACGUUCCGGUUGGUUGAGACAUUUAACCACAGCCCUGCAGACUUCAAACACAUGUCGGUGAUAGCGGAGCUGGAGCAGAGCGGUUUGGGUCCGGCGAUUGCCCCCCAAGGAUCAUAGGUACGGACUGAGGACGCCAAGCAGCUCGCCUGGUGUCAGAUCCCCAGAGACUUAUAAAAUAAUUUAAACCCAACAUGGCAGAUGUGCUUCAACACACCAGUUCUUCAUACUGUACCUGACGUCUGCUUUUAGGCCAGAAUAUUAAAGGAGCAUCAGGAGCCUCUCAUGAACUCUGUCAUAGACAUACUCCUGUCAUGGCAUCAGCAGUUCAUCCUUUAAAAGUCUAUAAGCCAGUGAUUAGAGACGUAGUAUUCUGUAUAAAUCCAGAGAAUAAACUCCUCUGUACCCCACCCUCCAUACCAGAAUGGACAAAAAGGACUCUAUUAGUCCUGCAGCAGCUGUGUUUCAACGUUUUACCGCCCCCUAGUGGUCAUAAUUCAUUCAAGCGUCUCUAAUAAUAACAGCGUUUUCUGUACCUCUCUGAUAUGUUCAUUCUAGAUGUGGUAUGUCAAAUGUGAGACAAAACCGGAAACAACACAAAACCAGAACAUGUGCAGGAUGCUUUAAUAAAAACUGAAACAAAA